AUGUCAACCAAGGGCGCUGAUUCGCGGCGGAAUGUUAAAGGACUGUGCAAAACAAUGUGCCCGGAGUCGGAAAUUCAAUUUCGAUGUUCGAAUGGUAUGAUUCACAUUCUGGAAAGAUGCCGUGACUCAGAGAAGAACCGUGAAACUCACAAGUUAGUGAAAGAAUAUGCUCGUCCAGCCGCUGGCCGCAAUCAUCUUCAUCCGGAAUCUCUUCGUCCUCCUGAUGUACUUGUAGAAACAGUUCAUUAUCUUCUAAAAUUGUAUGAACAGGAGAAAGAGAAACGAUUCGAUUGUGUGUACACUUUUGUUUGUGAUCGUUUGAGAGCUGUGAGGCAAGAUAUGAUUCUCCAAAACCUUCCAGCCGUGGAUACAAUUCGGAUUCUUGAAGCAAUGAUUCCGUUUUAUUUCGAAAGUGAAUAUUUAUGCAGGACGAAGAGAUGUGAAGCAUACGAUUGGAAACUACAUUCAAAUUAUUUGGAGGAGUGCCUGUCAAGAUGGAGCGAUGCAGCAGUUCAUGUACCCAAACAUCUUAUUAGUUCACGAAUUGUUUCCGCUUAUAUUCUUCAUCAAAUCCCUUUGUGUUCUGGAUUGAAUGACAUGUUCCAGUGGAAGGAUUUCCUUGCUAACAAUUUAUUUGAUAUUCUUCGCGAAAUCACUAUAGCUUACCGUUCCAACAAUUACGUACGAUUCUUCCGCAAGCUCUUCCAGCUUCCAAGUGACUGUAUUGUCGUAGCUGCCGUCAAAGCAGUGGAAUCUCUGAGGCAUCGGGCUUUUUCUACGAUAAGCAUCGCAUAUAAAUCUCCUAAUGCCUCUGUACCUAUCUCAGUAUUGGCUAAUUGGCUGCACUACAACGAUGUUUGUGAUCUCAUUGACCUUCUUUCUUCUUGUACUUUUUCUCGAGUAGAAUCCGUACUAAUUUCCUCCAUAAACAUGGAUACACUUAUGAAAGAAGAUUCUGCCCAUUUACUCGCUAAAUUCUAG
Molecule: messenger RNA, 981 nt
Organism: Necator americanus (New World hookworm)
Lineage: Eukaryota; Metazoa; Nematoda; Chromadorea; Rhabditida; Ancylostomatidae
Exons: 1
Coding region: 1-981 (326 amino acids)
Biological process (GO): spindle assembly; centrosome duplication
Cellular component (GO): nucleus; centrosome; spindle
Source: RefSeq, a predicted model, not a curated record